AUGGCUCCUUAUCACAUCCGCAAAUACCAAGAGAGUGAUCACAAAAGGGUUCUGGCCCUGUUCUCCAGUGGGAUGACUGAGCAUAUCCCCACCUCCUUCCACUACAUGCUGAUGCAGCCCCAAAUCCUCUUGUUCUUAUUUAGAGUGCCCCUCACCCUAUUUCUGCACUGGCUCCUUAUGGUCAUGACCAGCUUUAUCCUCUUGGCUUUCCUGUGGCUCCUGGCUAUAUACACCUGGAGGAAGUAUAUGAUCAUGUGUUUGUGCAUAGACCUGGCUGACAUCACCAACUCCUACAUGAGUGCAUGUGGAUCCUGCUUCUGGGUAGCUGAGUCUGGGGGCCAGGUGGUGGGCAUAGUGGGGGCUCUGCCAGUUAAGAAUCCCCCCUUGCAGAAGAAGCAGUUGCAGCUAUAUCACCUCUCUAUGGCCUUGGAGCACCGAGGUAAGGGGAUAGGGAAAGCCCUGGUCAGGACAGUCCUCCAGUUUGCAGAGGUCCAGGGCUACAGUGAAAUUGUUCUUAGCACCAGUAUGCUGCAGUAUGCUGCCCUGGCUCUGUACCAAUGGAUGGGCUUCCAAAAGACAGGCCAAUCCUUCUUCACUAGGAUUUCAAGGCUAAGGAAUACUCCUAUGAUUCAUUUAAGGUACCGCCUCCCUUGUGCUCAAGAAGGGAGCCUGUGA
Molecule: messenger RNA, 675 nt
Organism: Ictidomys tridecemlineatus (thirteen-lined ground squirrel)
Lineage: Eukaryota; Metazoa; Chordata; Mammalia; Rodentia; Sciuridae
Product: N-acetyltransferase family 8 member 7-like
Molecular function (GO): N-acetyltransferase activity
Source: RefSeq, a predicted model, not a curated record